This is a messenger RNA of Soboliphyme baturini, 378 nucleotides long. Lineage: Eukaryota; Metazoa; Nematoda; Enoplea; Dioctophymatida; Soboliphymatidae. The record is from the annotation of a GenBank genome assembly.
AUGACGUUGCUCGAGAAUGACCAGUUUCUGGCGGAUCUUGCGAAAUUAUUUCAGAAAGGCCGAUCUUCUGGCGUCAUUGUUAUUACUAUGAAGAGAUAUGAUGGCAGAACUAAGCCUAAACCGAAGACCGAAGUAGUGCAUCCCCAUCAGCCUGUCGAAUAUAAGUGCCUUUUCCGUGCAAAAAUUGGCAACAAGAAGAUCUCUACCGUAGUUACCGCCAAAGAAGUGAACAAGUUUCAACUUGCCUAUGCAAAUGUGCUAAAGGCAAAUAUGGACGCCCUGAAGAAGAGAGAACGGAGAGCCGCUAAGGAAAAGAGAGUUGGUGUUUCCAGCAGCAGCAGAGCUGGUGGUUUCGACGCUCAAGCUUGGACCACUUAG